Molecule: messenger RNA, 954 nt
Organism: Protopterus annectens (West African lungfish)
Lineage: Eukaryota; Metazoa; Chordata; Ceratodontiformes; Protopteridae
Product: olfactory receptor 24-like
Exons: 1
Coding region: 1-954 (317 amino acids)
Biological process (GO): G protein-coupled receptor signaling pathway
Cellular component (GO): membrane
Molecular function (GO): olfactory receptor activity; G protein-coupled receptor activity
Source: RefSeq, a predicted model, not a curated record
AUGGAACAGUUGAACCAGUCAGAUUUCCAUGUAUCACACUUCAUCAUUAUUGGCUUGUCUGGAUUUGAAGAUUGGCCAUCACGAAUUAUUCUCUUCAUAUUUUUUCUUCUCACAUACACUAUGACUCUCCUAUUAAAUAUGGUGUUCCUCCUGAUUAUUAAACAAAACGACCAUCUACAUUCACCUAUGUACCUGCUCAUCUGUAAUUUAGCACUUUUAGAUAUGUGCUUACCAUCAGUCACUGUUCCCCGAAUAAUGCAUGAGUUACUCUGGAAGGAUAGGCUCAUUGGCUUUAUAUCCUGUGUCACUCAAAUGGGCUUCUUUAUAUAUCUUAAUGUGACUGAAUGUAUAUUACUGGCAGUCAUGGCUUAUGAUCGCUACCAGGCCAUCUGCAAACCACUGCAUUAUCACACAGCAAUGACCAAUAGGCAUGUAGCAAGACUUAUUAUUUUCUGUUGGAUUCCAGGCACACUUAUUGGCUUUCAUCAUGUCUGGGUUGUCCUUUCUUUGCAAUUUUGUGGACCAAACAAAAUCUUUGACUAUUUCUGUGAUUACAUGUCAGUAAUAAUUUUGUCCUGCAGCAAUGUGACAACCUAUUCUUUUGCUACUGUGGCAUCUGCUCUUACAAUCAUGAUUCUUGUAAUAUGCUUUAUUUUCUUCUCUUACAUGAAAAUCCUUAUAUCAGUAAGCAAAGUGGCUUCUACCAGAGGACGCCAAAAAGCCUUCUCAACCUGUGCAAGUCACCUCACUGUAAUUGCUCUUUUCCUAUUUGUAGAGGGAGGUGUAUUAAUCUCUUCUCAAAUUAGGGGCAGUUCAUUCAAUAUUGCUAUUAUAGCUGGAGUCUUUCAGAAUAUUUUUCCUCCAUUAAUGAAUCCUAUUAUAUAUUGCUUGAAAACAAAAGAAAUAAGAAUUACAGUAAUAAAGCUUGUAAAGAGGAAUGAGCUUGAUAAAUAA